CAUCGAGUACCUGCUGCGGCACUUCAACCUCCCCAGCAAGGAGGAUAUGCCCGUCCUGCUCACCCCCCGAUGAACUUGGGAAUUCGGCUCACGCAAUGGGGCGUCGAGCAUACCUGAAUCGGCUGGCUCUGGGCCGGUCACCUUACGAAGCUCCCGAGCGUCCUGCAGGUUCUGCAGGAGACUCAGGAAAUGCCACGCAGCGGACAGUAUCAGGGGUCCAUGCGGACGGUUAUGUCCAGCAUUAUGAUGAAAGAGGCCAUCCUGUUAACCCGGAAUCCAAGUCAUUUGGUAGGGAACUCCGCCGGGCAAAGAAUGACAUUCUUUCCACCAUGGGGGUUGUUGUCAGCGAAGAUCGUAACAUGGGUGGCCUCGAUGAACAGCAGAAAAUUGACAUCAUAGCCACCGAGAAUGACUACGGCCUGGUUAUGGCUACUUUGGACCAGGUUUCGGUUUUUCUAGGCUCUUGGUGGACCUCAUCCCUCUUGGGCAGAAUUCAGACUUUCAGGAGUUACACUCGCCUGCCUUUGCUAAGCAUUGUACGCCUUGAGCGCCCAGCUUACGGGCUCAUGGGAUUCUACUUUGCCGGAAUUCCAGCAUGGGCAGUGUCCACCUGCAUUUCCUUCUGUCGCCAUCAGCCCCUGGAACGCUUGAUAGCUUUCUUGCAGAAUCAAUUCCUGAACGAUGACGUGGGGUCAAAGCUUGUGCGAGCAUUGCUAAAUGUUCUACACUCAUCGGCGAGGGGGACAUUACUGGUUCUGGCAAUACAGACAUACAUGUACUCUCUCUUACAGUCUCUUCACAUCGUCCCCGCCCACUCUAUGCCUGGAAUUCGCUUUUUUCUGCCAUUCGGAGAACUGGCUUCAAUGCAACUUCCGGAGUUGCCGACUGAUCUUUCAAUUGGAUCCCUUGUCGGGCUUUUUUUGAGCAUCCUGAAAACGCCAUCUGUGCUCGUCUACCUCUCUGUAUAUCUACGACCAGUAGUCGAAGUAAGACUCUAUCGAUUCAUUCGACGCAGACUGCCGAAGCCUAUCUACGCGGAUGCGCUUUCUGUCAAAGUGGCGUACGACAAUGAUCUUAUCGAUUGGAUGAUGCCAUCAAUUGGGCGUCGAGCAGAGGAGGAAAACCUCCGCGGUAGUCUUUCCUUCGCAGAAGACCUGAUGUAUGAGGUCAAUUUUGUACGGUCCUGGGUACUGUCCUGGUUCGGCUUCAAGUCAUUACGAACGGCACGGGCGGCAGAGCAAGCGGCAGAUGCUCGCCGUCGGCAAGAAUGGUUAGAAUCACUACCUCAAAGCAUAGAGCAACUGCAGCAUGAACGUCAGUCACGAGCCCGUCGACCACGAAGACGGUCAUCCGACCCUCCGCUUGUGGACGGCCAAGUGAAUCAUGACCCAGCCCGCCCUAGUUCCCCAAAUCGACGCUCUGUCGGCCAAACUCCAGAUUUAGAUGUCGAUUUUACGGGUAAUCAAGUUCUUACCAAUGAAGAGAAUCGGAUGUCGCAAUCACCAACCGAAAUGAGUAGUCGUGAUCUCGCGGAGAUGGCUCCUCUGCGACGGGCAAGGACCUUACCUCCACCAGAUGAGACCCCUUCGACUCUACCGAAUGCAGAGUCACAGCCCGGCGAUGCAAAUGAGGCUCACCGGAACUCACAGUCCAACACUCUUUUCUCCCGUCCAUCUUCACCGGCGACCUCUUCUCCAACCUCACCCCGAGUCCGGGCUUCGUUGAUCCAUCAAACAUCCGAUGUUAUUACCAUGCAAUUGGAGCUGUUGGGGUACCGUCGCACGGAGAACCAGGAGCAGGCAAAUACAAGGCCGGGUAAUGAAACCGGCCAAUCGGCUUCCAACGGCGAAACGGCAGAUGGGCAAACAAUCUCCGAAUUUCUCGAUAAUCUCUUGUCCAGUCAGGGCCGGCAUCUAACUACUGUUGUUAGCUCAGAAAACAUGGACAGUGAUGGGCUCUCUGAAAUGACCACCAAUGCAUCACCAAGGCCGGUGGAGGAUAUAGCUCCCGAGUCUCAGAGUCAGGUACAGGAUUCGAGAGUAGAACAGCCACCUGCUGAAGCGUCUGCAUCGGAUCCUGUCAAUAUAUUGCCUGAGAGCAUAGAAGAACCGGCACAAGUGGAUACACUCCAUCAGCCUUCUGAAGAAGAGCGAGCCCACGAGAAUGAUUUUGAUUCCGAGAUAUUCCCCCACAUCUCCGACCCCAAUAUUCGCCAGAACAUGGCAGCUAAUCCUUCAGCGACUGCACAUCGAAUUACUAUUCUCUCAUCUCACCCUGUUGAUUCUUUAGCAUCGCAUCUUGCAUCUAUAAUCACUAAUGUGAUGUUCAUCCCUCUCGAGUCCCUCUACCUGCGGUCUCUUGCUACAUCAUAUCUGCAGUCUACUCAUGCCCCUGUCGCUCUUCGGGCUGAUGUCCGGACGAUGGGAGAUUGGGGAUGGAGCUCACGAUCAGAUAUCCUCCCAUACCUGGGUAAAAUUGCUCUUGUUUUGGGAAUUCAAGUUGCCGUGAACGCCAGUGUAUGGGGUGUAAUAUCCGGCAGCGCUAUGAAAAUCGGAAAAAGGUUCUGUGGUUGGGGAUCACUGUGAGCAUCUUUCCGACACCACCUUGAGCAGCUUCUUGUUUGCCACUGGUUAUUCUCAUCCACCAGUAUAUCUCUAUGGCUGGCAUCCCUCUUUCAUUCUUUGCACAAAUUACCUAACAUAAUGGACACCUUCAUCGAAAAGUAGAUUACAUGUAAUUCCAGAUAUCUUGAGGGCUCGCCCG
Aspergillus ibericus CBS 121593 is the source of this 2763-nucleotide messenger RNA. RefSeq lists its product as uncharacterized. Lineage: Eukaryota; Fungi; Ascomycota; Eurotiomycetes; Eurotiales; Aspergillaceae. The transcript is spliced from 4 exons. The coding region runs from base 96 to 2585 and encodes 829 amino acids. The record is from RefSeq and is a predicted model, not a curated record.